AUGGCUAACAAGCACGAUCAUCAGGCUUCGACAAACUACAAGGAAGCUUUCUCCCUGUUCGAUCGCCGCGGUACCGGCCGCGUUUCCGGAGAUCUGUUGGGUGAUUUGCUCCGCGCUUGUGGUCAGAAUCCUACGCUUGCGGAGAUUAGUGAUCUGGAGAAGACUGUCGGUGGUGAUUUCGAUUUCGAUUCCUUUUUGAAGGUCCUCAACCGUCCUGGUGGUUUCCGGGAUCCUGGUGAGCCCGAGGAGUAUUGUCGCGGUUUCCAGGUGUUUGAUAAGGAUAUGACGGGGUUCAUUGGUGUGGGACAGUUGCGUUACAUCCUCACCAACCUCGGCGAGAAAAUGUCCGAUGACGAAGUCGAUGAGCUCCUCAAGGCUGUCGAUACUAGCUCUGGCGAGAUCAACUAUACCGAUCUGGUCCGCACCAUCUUGGCCAACUGA
Penicillium cataractarum is the source of this 441-nucleotide messenger RNA. RefSeq lists its product as uncharacterized. Gene Ontology annotation, molecular function: calcium ion binding. NCBI's taxonomy places the organism in Eukaryota, Fungi, Ascomycota, Eurotiomycetes, Eurotiales, Aspergillaceae. Gene Ontology annotation, biological process: mitotic actomyosin contractile ring assembly. Gene Ontology annotation, cellular component: myosin II complex. Bases 1 to 441 code for a protein of 146 amino acids. The transcript is spliced from 3 exons. The record is from RefSeq and is a predicted model, not a curated record.